This is a messenger RNA of Plasmodium coatneyi, 3252 nucleotides long. RefSeq lists its product as uncharacterized. The coding region runs from base 1 to 3252 and encodes 1083 amino acids. Lineage: Eukaryota; Apicomplexa; Aconoidasida; Haemosporida; Plasmodiidae. The transcript has 3 exons. The record is from RefSeq and is a predicted model, not a curated record.
AUGAAUAAGGGAAAUUUGUUCAAGGACGAGACGGAGAAAGCCAUCGUCCACUUCAUCGUGUACCUCAUAGGCGUUCUGCUCGUACUGUGCGUGUACUACAACUAUAUAAUACUGAAGUACUACUUUUAUUCCCUCUUUUGGGCUUUUAUUGUUUCUAUCCCCUUGCACCAUGUGAAGGUGAAGCUGUCCGAGGUGCUGCGGAAGCGAUUUCUGCGGAAGAAAAGGAAGGAAAAGGGGGGCAGUUCCCAUAAGAGGGAGAGUGACGAAGUGAGCGAUACAGAAGUGACUGAAGGGGUGGGUGAUUCCCCCGGGGAGGCACAGCAGCCACUACAACAACUUCACCCUCGGCAACCGCGGGGUGGACGCAAUCAGGUUGAGGCGUGCACACAGGGAGGCACCGUGAAGAAGUAUGCAAAGUGUAGGCAACCCGAAAAUUUUGAUAAGACAAAAAAGAGGACUGACUUGAUCACCCAGGGAAACGCAUCCAAUAAGCAUAAAAAAAAGUUACAUAAACUUUUAAAAAACGUGAAAAAGGAAUUAGACAUUUAUGUGUACCUGUUCUUUCUGAUAAUUAAGCCCAUAUACAAAGGAGGAGAAAAAGGAGAGAAGAAGGAAAACUUCACUAACCACUUGGAAAAUUAUGAACACAGGAAUGCCAGUCAAAUAUACUUCCUCAUCCUACACAGAUUGAUCCUGUUCUACAUUUUACGAGAAAUUUUUUUCAAAUACAAGGAGUUUUUACUAACCAUUGGGGCUUUUAUUUAUUUUAUUUUUUUUUUCUAUAAAAUUGUUAAGGCUAUAUGUAUUGCCUAUUUUUAUUCCAUGAGUAGAAAGUACUACACGAAAUGGAGUCGUCACUUUUCUUUCGAUUACGUCUACUUCUACAGGCACUACAUGAAUGACCUCUUGACUGUCCUCAUCAUUAUUUUUGCCAUAAUUAUUUUUUCCGCCAUUUCUAUUUUAUUCAUUGUUAAUAUUUAUGGGGAAUCUCUCUACAUUAUUAACUCGAUAAAUGGAUACCUCUCCGCCAACUUCCGUAAUACCGCCAUUUUUAAGAAUUUUCGAAAAUUCUACCACAAGCCGGGAAAGGGAGACAUAGAAGAUUUGUACGAGCUAAUUAACCUGAACAAAGUGCCCUUCCUCAGCAACAAAACGUUGGCGUCCAUUUCUGGGCACCUAAAAAGAGCAUUCGAUAUAUAUCAGCAUAUGUAUGCACACACCUUUUUAAAGAACGCCACGGGACAUAUAAACGCCUGCUGUUUGCCGCUACUUUUGGGAAGACUUGCCCUCCUCGUGGCAGGACCAGAUUUGUCCAGCAUUAAGAGGCACAUUCUUCAUUUGUUGGGAGAGAAAAAGGACAAAAAAUUAUAUUUACCGAAAAUUGGGGAAGAGUGCUCUGUGGAGGCCUGUCUAAAUGAGGUUGACGAUUCUCGCACUUCCUCCUUCAGCUUCAAAAAAUUGCUGCGUUCCCUGUCACAGUACAUUUUUUUAUUUUCCAGUCGGACGCGGGGUGGUACGGAUGAGGGGGGCUCCACGUCGGUUUACUACGCAGGGGAUGGUAAAGGCCAUGGUGCUGCAGGAAGUGACGUUUUUAAGACCAUAUUUGGGAUAUUCCAGGGGGGGAGUUCCGAAGCCAAUCAGCGGAGCAGCGCCGAGGGGGGGGAAUACUGCAAGGGGGGUGAAACCAAUCAGGGUGACCCCAAAGCGGAUGGAGGGAGUAACCCACAAGGUGAACAGAAUAAUACCCAAUCCGGCGGGUGGAGUAAUCCACAAGGCGAACAGAACAACACACAACCGGACGGAUGGAGUAACCCAACCCAGAACGCCACCGAGCUGUACGACCACCAGAAGGAAAAAAACUUCAAAUUCAAGGAAUUCAUUGGCUACCUGAACAACCUGUUCUCCUCCAUAAAAAAAAUCGAAGACGUGGGAAAACUCACAAAGCACUUAAUAUUUAACAACAGUUAUGGGCUCAUAAAAAUAAUGUUUUUUUUCCUCUUCAUUUUUUUUAAUUUUUUUAUGUACACAUUUGAUGCGAUUAUCCAAGGGAUUAUUUUCUUCACAGCUUUGUACUAUUUAAUUUCUUCGAGAAAAUCUGCCCUGAGUUAUGUGAACGAUAUUUUACUAGUGGUGGAUCCCUCGAGCAUAUUCUUCUAUAACAUUACGAUGAAUUUGAAGGCCAUCAUUAAAUGCACCUUAAAGAGGGUGUACUUUUACACUCUAUACAUUUGGCUAGUCUUUUCCUUUUUUGAGUUUCCAAUAAUUUAUGUGCCAACAUUAGGGUGCAUUAUCCUAUCGCUCAUUCCGAUCAUAUCCCCCGAAAUCGUAAUUCUUGUGAUUGUUGUCCACCUUUGGAUUAUCCAGAAGAGGAAGAUCGUGUCCUCACUACUUUUUGCAAUUAAUUUUUUUGUUUACCUUUACUUCACCACGAGUAUAUAUACGGAGAUUCCCCACACGCAUGCAUGGUUGGUCUCUCUGUCGCUUUUCCUGUCCAUUAGCACCUUUGGAUCGAAGGGUCUCAUUUUGGGUCCCCUCAUAGGAUCCAUUCCGCUCAUUUUACACCAGAUUGCCAUAAACAAGAAUAGGUCCACCAAGGGGAAGAAACGCAAGCGGAAGAGCAGGACGGAGAUGACUGCAUCGUGCACGCGGAGCGAACGUAGAUCGAGCAAAUCGAAAGGUGCACAGGAUGCACAGGGGGAAAUGUUCACCCCAACUGUGUCCCAAAAGUAUACACCCAGAAUGGAGUGCCGUCACGUGAAGAGGAAUACCCAGGAAAAACCAACCUCAGCUACAAAGGCGCCUCACCUGUUCGGCCAGGAAGUUCCCCCAAAUGGAAUCUCCCAAAUGGAACGAAAGAAAACCCUUUUAUGGAAAAACAAACUCAACAAUCUCUACAAGAUAAUCGAAAUAAAUAAAAGUGACAUCGACUCGUAUGAAAGGCAUACGCGCAGAAACAGCUGCAACCAGUGCAUGCAAAAUAUCCUUCCAAAUGGAUCCCUAAAUGAGCAGCAGCAUGGAUCCUACUUAGAUCUACACACAGAGGAGAACAAAUUAGCUCUCUACAUUUACAAGCGCGAUAGAUCUAAUAUAUGGGAAAGAAAAACCAACCACAAUCCUUUUUCCAAAGGGGGAAGCAAGGGUCGCUUUAAGCGUCACGUUCCUUCCAAAAGAGUUAGACGACAAGGCAGUCUGUGUGAUAACAUCCAGAACAACUUAAGUCAUUUGUUCAAGUCCAUAACAAGUGACUCCUGA